This is a messenger RNA of Sphenostylis stenocarpa, 798 nucleotides long. Lineage: Eukaryota; Viridiplantae; Streptophyta; Magnoliopsida; Fabales; Fabaceae. The record is from the annotation of a GenBank genome assembly.
AUGACGGUGGCGCGUGAAAGGCACUUAAGAAAAGGGAGAGUUGAAGUCAAAGAUCCCACAAUUCGAGCUCUUGCUCCUCCUUCACAGAACAUAAUCCGUGAUAUUGCAGGUCACAUUGUUGAAGUUCGCCCCUUCUUUCACUUCAUUAGUGCUUCUACCACUGGCAGACACUACUCUGUGGGAAAGGAAAGGAGAUUUCACCAAAUGAAAAAAGAAUGGGGAAUUGAUCAAUUUAUUCCUCUCAGAGACUUCAACCUUGUCUCCAAAGGUUAUCUUGUGGAUGACACGUGUUCUUUUGGAGCAGAAGUGUUUGUUUGCAAAGAUAGAAACAGACGCAAAGGAGAAAGUUUGGUGAUGAUGAAGGAUGUUAUUCCAUACAAGCAUCUCUACGAGUUUGACAACCUCUCACACUUGAAUUCAGAAUGUUGUGAUUCUAAACCAUUCAAUGCUGGAAACUUCAAGUGGAAGAUAAAACUAUAUCCCAAUGGAAAAGGUGCUGAAUUGGGAAAUUAUCUUUCUCUGUACCUAGCCUUUGCUGACCCAUCAACCCUUUCUCCCACUUCCAAAAUAUAUGCACAGAUAGCACUACGCAUACUUGACCAAAAGCAAGCCAAGCAUCACUUUGGAAAAGCUAACUACUGGUUUAGUGCCUCAAGCCCUGAAAAUGGUGCACCCAGGUUUAUGCCGAUCAAUAGUUUCACAAAUCAAAACUCAGGUUAUCUGGUGAAGGAAAGUUGCUUGGUGGAGGCAGAGGUUAUGAUUCUUGGAGUGGUUGAUGAUUUUUCUAAAAUUGUUUAA